CACACUGAAUUCUUCAGUCACUCAAAAAUGGGGCUGUUGUCAAUUUAUUUCAAACCCAAUUUUUUGGGUUUAUUAAAAUGUUUAAACAAAUUAAAUUGGUUUAUUGUGUUCUUUAGUUUAAUUAAUUUAUCGGUAUGCAUUUACGAAGACCAGAUCGGAAAAUUCGACUGGCGUCAAACAUACGUGGGAAGGAUCAAAUUUUCCCAAUUCGACACUGUAUCCACAGCCAAGAAAAUAAUUGUCGCUACCGAGGAAAAUGUUUUGGCAGCACUGAAUUUAAAAACUGGUCAAGUGGUAUGGCGUCAUGUGUUCGAGAGUGCCUCUACAGGCAACAUUCAGCUCCUACAAAUAACAGAGAAGGUGGUCACAGUCUCCGGAUCCAACCCUUACCUGGUACGAGGAUGGAACUCUGCUACAGGGGUCCUCCAAUUUGAAUGGUCUUUGACUCUUCAAAAUGAUGAGCAAGCAGACUUCUCGGAGUGGUGGGUGCAGAAUGACAUGUUGGUUCACAUGCUGCCAGUGUUUGGAUCACAUAUUGAAGUCACCAUGUACAACCUCGCCACUGGACAGAACAAGGGAUCUACCACCAAGUUACCUGCUGUAUGGUCCAAUGAUGGAUGCAUAGUAACAGCACCAUACUACACAUGUAUCCACGGCCCAAUGGGUAAUCAGCAGCUGUUCUCAUUGGACGUCACAUCAAACACGAUGCACCUCAUAAGCCAACCACUCUCGGAGUACGUUACUUUGUCUUCUUACGAUGGCAAUCUCCGACCGCUUGAUGGCAACGGUAUACUACCAGCGUUCACGAUAGACGAUAAGAAGAUUAUUAUGAUAAAGAACAGCCAGUUUGAGAUGUUGAAGACUGAUGUAGUGGACCCGUCGGCUAGCGUGGCGAUUGUAGAUGUCGCGAAUGGUCCCGCUGUUCUGCAGACUUGGAUUGAUGAUACACAGGGCUUCUCGAUGCGAGCUAACAGCGUGUCCACGGGCGCGGAGGUGGCGGAGCUGCGCACGUCGGACCGCGAGCUGCGGCUGCCCGACCCUGAGGUAUCGUCCGCCGUGUGCACCAAGUCCGCGCGGGAACAGCUCGUCUGCAGGGUACUGCUCACCGGCGGAGACGACUCCGUGCAUCUCAUGCAGCAAGGAGGUCGCAUACUAUGGUCUCGUGAAGAAGCUCUAGCAAACGUCGUGGCUGCUGAAUUCGUGGAGUUGCCAGUAUCAGACUUAGAUGCCGCUAUCGAGUCGGAGUUCGACCAGAAAGAAGCUGCCAAGAUGUAUAGUUCGAUAUGGGCAGCGUUCUCCCGCCGCCUGCAGACGCAGUUCCAGCAGCUGCAGACGUUGGUGCACAGCAUACAGAGCGGCGAGGUCCUGGAGGACGACCCCCCCUCCGCGCUAGUCAGGGACUACUUCGGCCUACACAAGAUUAUUGUACUUGUCACCGAUGUUGGCAAGAUCUUCGGCAUGGACAAUCUGUCCGGUUCGAUCCUCUGGCAGUACUACGAGUCGAGCCUGGACACUGAGAACGUGUUGGUGUACACGCGCCGCACCGCGCGACACCCGCCGCACGACGCCUACCUCACUGUUGUUGGGAAACAUGAGGAGACAGGCAACGGCCUAAUCAUCAGCCUGAACCCAAUCACGGGCUCCCUCAUAGGCGAGCGCGUCCUACAACUAGACGUGCAACUCCUGCAGGUCGCCGUACUACAUAAAGCUGAUAAUGAGAAGCUGCACGCUCUCAUAUUGCUCGAUAAGGAUGAAAAUGUUCAGAUUCUACCUCAGUCGGCGGCGCCGCUGGUAGAGAACAUGUUCAUGUAUGUAGCGGAGAGGAACACUGCGCGGGUGCAGGGAUACGCAAUCAUAUACAACGGACAGACAGUAGAAGCGCUCCGCACAUGGUUGGUCCAACUGGGCGGGUCGGCGGAGGCGGGGCACCGCAUCGUGGCGGCGGCGGGCAAGCCGGGCGGGGAGCGGGUCCACUCCCCGGGCCGGGUACUGGCCGACCGCUCCGUGCUCUACAAGUACGUCAACCCCAACCUCGUGCUCUUCGUCACCGAGGGACCGGAUCCACUGCACAAAGAUGUAGUAGUAGCGACGUGCGUGGACGCGGCGUCGGGUGCCAUAAUAGCGGCGCAGGCCCACCGCCGCGCCCGGGCACUGCCCUACGUCGUACAUACCGAGCACUACCUCGCCUACCUGUACUACAACGACAAACAUCGGAGGACUGAGAUCGCGACGGUGGAGCUGUACGAGGGCAAGCAGCGCUGGUCGGGCGCGGGCGCGGCGUUCACGUCGCUGUGGGCGGAGCGCGCCGCGGCCGUGGAGCGGCUCGCCUACAUCCUGCCCGCCGCGCCCGCCGCCGCCGCCGUCACACACACCGAGCGCUCGCUCACCGACAAACACGUGCUGCUGGCGUUAACAUCAGGCGCAAUAGUAGAAGUACCGUGGGCGUACUUAGAAGGCAGACGCGGAGGAGGUGAGGAAGGCGCCAUGUUGCCGGCGCCGGCGCCCGAGAUCAUGUUGGCGCCCGAGGCACGGCUCAACUACAACCGCACGUUGGCGCGCCCGCGGCAACUCUACACGGCGCCCGCUGGACUCGAGUCCACUAGUCUUGUGCUGGCCACUGGACUUGAUCUAUUCUACACUCGAGUAGCACCAUCAAAGACGUUCGAUCUCCUGAAGGAUGACUUCGACUACUACCUGAUCACCAUAGUCCUGGCAGCGCUCAUCGUCGCCACGUACAGCACCAAAUACUUCGCCUCGCGGAAGAUGCUCAAACUGGCGUGGAAGUGAUGCAACUAUAGUCUCUAGGGUACUGUAAAAAGGAAUUUGGACUGUGCUCCCGCGGAAAUAAAGUUCAGAUCUAUUAAACAGGUACGCUACGAAAAGUAUUUGCCUACCGCCUAAAUAAGGCAAGUAAUUAGAUUAUAAUGAUACUGAUUCGCAAGUUAGCAUUAAAGUAGAAGGUAAUUUAAAGUGUUCUAGAACGAAGUAAUGCUAAAUAUCAAAGAUUGAUACAAGUAAUUUAAUGAAUAACUAAUGAUAAGAUGUUAAAAUUAUUAUUAUACAAUAUUUAUUGUCAAAUUCUAGAUAGUGUUACUUGCUUUUCUAUUUCUGCGAUUUUGUACAUUAGACUUCAUGGUUCAUAUCAACUUGAGUGCUCCUGUCUCGAAAAUUGUGCCAUUGUAGUCUUCAAGAGAUUCUAUUUUCAUGGCACCCACAACUUUUGUUAAAUUAAAACCCACUGCCAUAUUUUCCGACGCAGUCCAAAUUCCUAUAUUUUAAUGGACUUUAACAAAUAAACAAUAUAAAUAUAAUAGUUUCGUGAUCGUGCAUAGUGAGUGUUCACGUUUAGUAAAUGGAUACACAGUAUAUACUUUAAGCUUGGGCUCCGUUGUAGGAAGUAUAAUGAAAUAUAUACCUUUGCCUAGGAUAAUAUGAAAUGGAAUACGGCCUUUAUGAGACUGCUCGUAUACUGACUAGCAAGAGUAUUUUAAAACAUGUGAACACGGCUACGCAGAAAGCUAUUGAAACUAGUAUAAACUGACCAUUGAUUGAGCGGAAAGGUCAUACAAAGCGAGACCAUAGUAAUCUGGUUUUAUAUAGCUCGAUGUAUUGCCGUAUGUACUAACAGCGUUAAUGCUAGUCUAGUAUCUACACAGUAACAUUUUGUACGAAGCAAUAAUGUUUAUAAGAGAACUGUAAAUAUUGUUACACUUAUACAACGGUGCGUUGAGCGGCAUAUCUAUAGUGAAAUCUGAUGUUUCUGAAUCAAUUCAGUGAUCAAAGUUGUUCAAAUAAAUAUCGGUCUAUAUAGUUUAAGUUGACCCCUCUUUUUCACGUUUGAACCCUCGAAUUGUUUUAUAUAUUCAAUGGUUGAGAUCUAUGAUAAAUGAUCUUCUGCACUAUGUAUGAUAAAGGCUCACAUUAAACUGUAUAGACUUUCUAUUGUAAAAUUUAGCUAGUGCAAUUUAGAUGUAUUAUUUAUUUAAGGGUGGUUUGUAUUAUACGAUUCAUUUUAAAUAUAUUUAAACCAUUCCACGAUUUGUCACCUUAUAAUAUAUCAAUUUUAACGUCAUUCUAUUGUAAAUUAAAGAUAUAAUUAUUUUUUCCUAUUAAAAUCUAUUCUAAAGUCGACUUAAGGUGACUGAGAUGAGUGUAAUCUUAUUGAACAUAGCAUUUAAUAUAAUUAUGUAUCUUAUUCAAUAUGUCCGAGCAUUUGUUCCUACAGUUUUUUAUGUUUCUUAUCUAUUGAGACAGAGGAAAACUGCGCAAGAAAUCGUUACUGUUUAUGUUUGAUGCAAUUUCCACAGAUUGUAUAAUAGUACAUUGUAUAAUCUCAGUUAAUUUUAAGUUCCAUUCAUAUUUAAAAAAGUAGAAAGUAUUAGAGCUCACGUCACACAUUACAAACUUUCAGCUACUCUCUGUCGAGUAGAACUACUUAAUUAUGUACUUCAAUGCAUAAUUUUAGAAGCAGUUUAUUGCUUACUGUUUUGUAUAUUGGUCUCUGGUAGUUACAUUUAUUGAGACAUCGGGCACUGUUUCUAGAUCUUAGAGUUAUAAUAGACAAGAUAUAUUUCAUCUGUUCUCAGUUUAGAAUUGUUCUAAUCGCAAUAAACAAUAUGUAAAAAUAUUCCUACACAUGAUUCCUUACCUAUGUAAUAGAAAACGUUUCAUAGACACAUUGUUGCUUACAUUAUUUCGUGAAUUCUAUCCAUACUCUUAGUUGUUCCUCUAACAUCUCGACCUCACAUUCAAAAUUUACAAUAUGUUUAUUUAAAAGAAAGAUACACGUUAAUGUAAGCGAGGUUUUUUUGUUUAAAAGUAUUUGCUCACGCAGAGUUGUUAAUUAGCAGUUAAGGGUAAAGUUUACCGUGUCUUAUUUGUUUAUUAUGAUGUUUCUUUGUUAUUUCAAUUUGUUGCAAUGGUGGCUUCAUAGUUCACAGGUAGAACAUUGCAACCACACUCAUAGCUACCGCUCAUGGGAGUGACAGAAUUCUGUGACUCCAUGUGUGAAUAGUUUUAUUAUACAAAUCUAACAAAGUAUUUAUAUUUAUCUUAUGAUGCCAAGAUUCUUUCACACAUACAAAUAUGUUAACGUUCUUAAGUAGUUAUUUAUAAAAUAAAAUGUAAUAAAUUAUAUUAUUUAUUAACUCAGUUCAGUUAUUCAAAUGUAACUUAUUUAUUCCCUUUAGUACGGAAUGUUACCAUUUCAUUGUUUAAUUUUAGCGGUUUGGAUGAUAAUAUAACAGUAUGUUGUGAUUUAUGUUAUUGUACUUCUCAUGUCUAAGCUGCUUUUGAAAAUCGGUAUGAACAAUCAUAGUUAGCCUAAUGAAGUUUUAGUAAAUAUCUGUUGAAAAUAAUGUCGAAGUUAAGGUUUUACAUUUCAUGUAAAGCUUGUAUAUGUAUACACAUUGAAGGUUUUAGGUUGUGGUAUUUAUUGUAUCAAUAUCAGCAAUAUUUCAGUUCUUAAUUUAAUACAGACAAAGUAUAUUAUUUUGUGUAUAUUUAGAUCACAUUAUGUUCAACGUAAGAAACAUCUAUCAUAUGCUCUUGAUCAGGGCGCAUUUGAACAUACACAGUUAAUUUCAGAAAAUCGUGAGUGGUGUGAAGUCCCUAUAUACAGUGGCUUCGAUUAGACUGAGACAAAGAUGUGAGAGUGGUUGCAAUACAUAAGUAAAUAUUAUAUAUACUGUAAUAAAAAAUGGGUAUUUGUUUUCUGUGACCAAUGUGUUUUUGUAAAAAAUAAAGUUGAAGUAAUUACUGCCA
Messenger RNA from Spodoptera frugiperda (fall armyworm), 5763 nucleotides. RefSeq names its product ER membrane protein complex subunit 1 (gene EMC1). The record is from RefSeq and is a predicted model, not a curated record. The transcript has 17 exons. Lineage: Eukaryota; Metazoa; Arthropoda; Insecta; Lepidoptera; Noctuidae. Bases 28 to 2787 code for a protein of 919 amino acids. Gene Ontology annotation, cellular component: EMC complex. Gene Ontology annotation, molecular function: protein binding. Gene Ontology annotation, biological process: protein folding in endoplasmic reticulum.